AUGGCGGGAAAGGUUGCAAGUUUUAAUCAAAACUUCCUGGACGCCCUGAACCUGCCCGGGUUGCAGUAUGUAUUCGAGAGCCGCCAUCAUCUGCUCGAAAGGAUAUUCUGGGCCAUCGUUAUCCUGGCGGCAGUGCGCGGGGUCGUCUUUGUCGGUCAGAUCCAGUACGCUCGGUACACCGCGAACCCGACCGUCAUCCAGCUGGACAAAAACUACCGCGACUGGGCCGGCAUCAUGCCGGGGCUGACGUUCUGCUUUCACGACCGGAUCGACUGGGACCGGGCCUGGCAGUACCUGGAACGAAUCGGAAUUCCCAACAGCGAAGGCGAGGCCACCAAUGACACCUUCGGGAGCCCGCACCUGGUCGCGUUCGUCCAGACGCUGGUGGAAGCGACGGCCACAAACUUCGGUGACGUGGCCCGGUUUCUCAACGACAGUCGGCUGGCAGUUGACGUCGACAUCCUGGAGCUAAUCAGCCGGGCGCAUCCGAAUCAUGAUAUCGCCAUCAACAGCUUUCUACCAUCCCACAGCUCCCUGCCGGUGCGCCGGGUGGUCACCGAGAGGGGCAUUUGCCACACGCUCAAUGUGCCGUUGGCGCACCUGCAGAGUACCCUGCCGACGGGGGCCGAGCGACAGCCCAGCGAUUCCGGGAAGGACCGACCGCCAGACCAACCGAUUCUGUGCGAGUUCAGCAGGCAGUGCUACAUGAAGCUGGACACGUAUCGGUCAACGAUGUCGUACGCCAUUCACUCACCGCAUGAGGUGGCUACUAACGACAUGCUCUAUACCGCCGUGGAAGAAUCGGACGAGCUGGUGGCCAUGUACAGUAUUCUGGAGACGGUGUCCACCGGGCGCCUCAAGGAGCUGACGGUACAGCAGCGUAAUUGUUUCUUUUACGACGAGCCCUACGAACAGCUGCCGCUUUACAGUCGCAAUCUGUGCCUCAUGAACUGCCGGGCGAAGCGUGCCCAAGCGCUGUGCCGCUGUCGGCCACACUUCUAUCCGUUCGCCGAAGGGCCGCAAUGCGCGGUGCGGGGACUUCACUGCCUCCAGCGGCAUCCCGAGUGGUACAGCGAGAUCGGCUGCAACUGUCUGAAGACUUGCAACGACGUCGGCUUCUACGUCACAUCGCUCAGCAAAACGCAAUGGACCGCCGAAGGAGGCAUUCCGUUCACGCACAAGGCCUCGCUCCGCUGGGAAAUUCUGCAGCCCAAAACCCGGCUCCGGCGGGUGCUGAUGUUUAGCUACGAAGAUUUACUCGUGUCGUUCGGCGGUGCAGUGUCUUUGUUUAUAGGAAAAAAUGGAUUCGCACUCUCAAAGUUGGUGGAAUUUUUCGUCAUCGCACUGUACGGCUGGCUGUGGCGGAAACUCAGGGCAACAUGA
This is a messenger RNA of Anopheles bellator, 1383 nucleotides long. RefSeq lists its product as uncharacterized. Gene Ontology annotation, cellular component: membrane. Gene Ontology annotation, molecular function: ligand-gated sodium channel activity. The coding region runs from base 1 to 1383 and encodes 460 amino acids. The record is from RefSeq and is a predicted model, not a curated record. Gene Ontology annotation, biological process: sodium ion transmembrane transport. NCBI's taxonomy places the organism in Eukaryota, Metazoa, Arthropoda, Insecta, Diptera, Culicidae. The transcript is spliced from 11 exons.